GACUGACUGUUUCAAUUUGUAGGCACGUCUCAGCGCUGCUGAUCUUAGGCAACAUGAGGGGAAAUUAAUAUUUCACUCCUCACCUCCACUUUAAAAAAGAACAAAAAGCAGCUGGUUUAGCUGGUGGAGAUGGAGAACGAGCACACAGAAGAGCUGAAGCCAGACGACUGGAGGGCUCUGGAGCAGCCAUGGGGAAUGAAGGUGUUCCUCACCAUCCUCUAUGGUGGCAUGCUGGUGAUGGGGAUCGUGGGUAAUGGCAUCACCAUCAAGGUCAGCCAGGUCCUCCGGAGGAAGGGCUACCUGCAGAAGAACGUGACGGACCACAUGGUGAGCCUGGCGUGUUCGGACCUCCUGGUGCUCCUCAUCGGCCUCCCCGCGGAGCUCCACAACGCCGUCUGGUUCCCCUUCGCCUCCUCCUCGUGCAACGUGUCCUGCAAGGCCUACAACUUCCUGUUCGAGGCCUGCAGCUACGCCACCAUCCUGAACGUGGCCACGCUGAGCUUCGAGCGCUACGUGGCCGUCUGCCACCCCUUCCGGUACAAGUCCCUGUCGGGCUCCCGCACCGUGCGGCUCAUCAUCUUCGCCUGGAUCGCCUCGGCCCUGGUGGCCCUGCCGCUGCCCUUCGCCACGGGCGCCGAGGACCCCGUCGACAUCCUGGAGGUGGAGAACGAGACGCUGCUGGCGGAGGACAUGCGCAACCUCACCUUCUGCACCAACCUCAGGGGCCGCUGGGACAUGUACAGGGCGAGCGUGUUCGUGGCGUUCGUCGUCUACGCGGUCGUCCUGGCCAGCGUGGGCUUCAUGUGCCGCAGCAUGAUCCGGGUUCUGGCGGGAGACGGGGUCAGGUUGGGCGAGCCGGGCGGCAGCGGCGCCGUGGCGCUUCCCAAGCACGAGAGUUCAAAGGUCAAAGCUUCCAGGAAGCAGACGAUUGUGUUUCUAGGCUUAAUUGUGGGUGCUCUCGCAGGAUGCUGGAUCCCCAAUCAGAUCCGACGGCUGAUGACGGCGGCCUCACCCAAAUCCGAGUGGACCGUGCCCUACUUCAGGGCCUACAUCGUUCUCCACCCCAUCGCCGACACCUUUUUCUACCUCAGCUCCGUGAUCAACCCCUUCCUCUACAACCUUUCCUCCCGCCAGUUCCGUCGAGUCUUUGUCCAGGUGCUGCAGUGCCGGCUGACCAUCGAGCACGUCAACAAGAGGACCCUGAACACUUCCGACAGCACCUCAGCCCGUUCGCUGCGCCCCCUGCUGCUCAGGUCCUUCCGGCGUGACCGGCCCACCGAGGCCAAGGCCACUUCCCCUCCGGCAGGCCACGCCCCUACUCACCGCGAGAGCUUGGCCGGCCCCUCGGAGUCUUCCGAGCGGAGUGCGACGCAGGAGAGCAGCCUGACUUCACAAACUGAAAUCUGAGACCUGCCAAGGAUGUACAGUGCAGGGUUCUCCAAUAAGCUUCCCAAGAAACAUGUUCCUCAGAGGUGGUACCAAGGAAAUUCAUGGUUUCCCCAAGGAGAUGUGCAGUUUCCCGAAGGAGUCACCAAUUAAAUAUGCAUUUUCUCCAAGGAUGAAAGAAUGUAGACAGAAUGCAACAGGUUGUAGCAGCGAUUUCAUCCAGAAAUUACAUUUGCAUGUCAUGUUACCGUAAGUAUUUGGACAGUGGUACAAUUUCUGUUCUUUUCGAUCUGUACUCCAGCACAUUGGAUUUGAAGUGAAACAAUAAUCGGGAUAAGAUGCCUACCAGUCCCUUUGUGAUUACUGAGCUCACCAAUGCUCUUUUUCGUUCUAAUGAUGUUCUAAACUAUUGAUUUUGGUCUGCCUAUUGUUUGGUCCAUGUCUAUUUCUAUGUUUUUUUUUUCUUAUUUCUCAGCCUCAUAAAUGCUUCCCUAACAGUCAUUGGCACAACUCUGGUCCUCAUAUUGACAAACAGCAAUAACACACUCCAAAUGUAACCAAAAGCCUAGAAUCAAGACUAGGUACUGAAAGCUUUGUUAUUACUGCACUAAGGAAGCGAUUGAAUACACCUGACUAAUCCAACUGUCCCAUUAUAUUUGGUAUGUUAUGUAUAACAGAUGUUGUUUCUACACAGAUCACCCAAUGUGCAUGUACAGUAAAUACCUUCAAAUAAAAUAAAUGGCUGCAUUUUAACUUCAUUAUUCAUAGCUUCAUUUAAAAUCCAAUGUGCAUGAGUA
Molecule: messenger RNA, 2183 nt
Organism: Conger conger (European conger)
Lineage: Eukaryota; Metazoa; Chordata; Actinopteri; Anguilliformes; Congridae
Product: G-protein coupled receptor 39-like
Exons: 2
Coding region: 130-1407 (425 amino acids)
Biological process (GO): G protein-coupled receptor signaling pathway
Cellular component (GO): membrane
Molecular function (GO): G protein-coupled receptor activity
Source: RefSeq, a predicted model, not a curated record